Messenger RNA from Sesamum indicum (sesame), 1983 nucleotides. Lineage: Eukaryota; Viridiplantae; Streptophyta; Magnoliopsida; Lamiales; Pedaliaceae. The record is from RefSeq and is a predicted model, not a curated record.
AUGAAAGUGUACAUAGACGACAUGCUGGUUAAAAGUGUUAAAGAAGAGGAUCAUGUCAAAGAUCUAGACGAAUGCUUCCAAAUUCUGAAAGCUUUUGGCAUGAAGUUGAAUCCUACUAAGUGUACCUUUGGGGUGCGGGGGGGAAAAUUUCUCGGAUACAUGAUCUCCGAAAGAGGGAUAGAAGCAAACCCCGAAAAAAUCAGCACUAUCAUGCACAUGCCCCCACCCAAAUCAAUCAAAGAGGUACAAAAACUUGCGGGAAAAUUGGCUUCCCUGAAUAGAUUCAUUUCGCGGUUCACGGAUAAGGGUCUUCAUUUCUUCAAGAUACUUCGUGGCGCGGCAAAGUUUGAAUGGAACAAGUCUAGCCAGGAAGCAUUCGACGAGCUGAAGAGUUACUUGUCUUCACCCCCUCUAUUGACAAAACCAAAAACGGGAGAAACCCUCUACCUUUACUUGGCAAUUUCUGUUGAUGUUGUCAGCUCAGUUUUGAAAGUUGAGGCCGUAUUUUCAGUCGCACCAAGUGGUGGUGUUGACGAAUCACCCCUUGAAACAAGUAUUGUCGAGUCUAGAGCUCUCCGGAAGAAUGGUCAAGUGGCUGUAAGGUUGAGUGAAUUCGGCGUCAAAUUUCACCCCAGGUCAGCCAUUAAAGCGCGGGUGCUAGCUGACUUUAUCGUAGAGCUGGCACAUGAUGAAGCAAGUAUUUCUAUGCCUUCAUGGACUCUAGACGUUGAUGGAUCGUCAACGACGACGGGGAGUGGGGCCGGAAUAAUUUUAGAGAGCCCUGAUGGUGAUAAAUUCGAGUAUGCUAUAAAGCUGGAAUACCCCUCGUCGAACAAUGAAGCGGAAUACGAGGCAUUCUUAGCAGGAGGUGAGUUAGCUUUAGGCGCGGGGGCAAGGAAGGUUAUCAUUUAUAGCGACUCACAGUUGGUGGUCAACCAGAUCCAAGGUUCAUUUGAGACCCGAGAUGAAAAAAUGGCUAAGUAUUCGUUGAAAGCAAAAAAUCUACUUGAAAAGUUUGAAGAAGCCUCUGUUAUCCAGGUGUCGAGGACGGAAAACGCCGUAGCUGACCAACUAGCUAAACUAGCAAGUUCGAUGGCAGCCAUCCGAAGCAGAAAAAUCACUUUUCUCUCUUCUGAAAGAGCCGCGAUAGAGGAGAAAGAGGAGAUCAUGUGCGCUGACCCAUCACCUCCGAGCUGGAAGGAAGAGAUCGUCAAUUUCCUAACUAAUGGAGCCGUACCAGAGAACCAAAAGGAGGCGAAGGCCUUGAGAGAAAAAGCAUCCCGCUUUGUCAUGAUGGAUGGAGAAUUGUACAAACGCGGUUUCUCACUGCCUCUCUUAAAAUGCCUAACUCCCGAAGAGGGAAAUUAUGUCUUACGAGAGAUACACGAGGGAAUUUGCGGAAACCACAUCGGAGGAAAAGCCUUAGCGGGAAAAGCCCUCAGGCAGGGUUUCUUUUGGCCAACGAUGCUCUCCGAUGCGCAUGGGUUGUGGAAUAUGGAUCUUGUUGGGCCAUUUCCGCAAGCUACAGGACAAAGAAAAUUCUUGAUCGUAGCAGUGGACUAUUUUACAAAGUGGGUAGAGGCCGAACCGUUAGCGAAAAUAUCAGAAAAAGAAGUGAUCAAGUUUCUAUGGAAGAACAUCAUAUGUCGCUUUGGCAUCCCCCGCGCUCUAAUUUCCGACAAUGGGACUCAGUUUUCAGGGAAUAAACUUAAGGACUGGUGCAAGGGAUUCGCGAUCAAACAAUUCUUCAAAUCGGUUAGUAAUCCCCAAGCAAAUGGGCAGACGGAAGUCACCAAUCGGACGAUCCUUCAACAUUUAAAGACGCGGCUGGAAAACGCAAAGGGGGCAUGGGUGGACGAGCUCCCCAGUGUCUUAUGGGCGUAUCGAACGACACCGAGGACUCCCACGGGAGAAUCCCCGUUCAACCUAACUUACGAGACGGACGCUGUGGUACCCCCGGAAAUAGGAGAACUUAGUUGGUGA